AUGAAUGCCCGGUCCAAAGUCGCGGCCGCCCGCACGCCACCCGCGCGUGCGGAAACCUUGCUUGCCUGCACCUGCAAUUGCUUCUCCUCGGUCGGGAUGCUGUUGUACAACAAGUUGGCUAUCGAGGCCUUCCCCUUGGAGUGCAGUCUUGUGUGGAUGCAGCUGGCUUUUGCCACGCUCGUGAUCCUCUGUUUCGCAUGGCCUUCGAUCCACAUCGGCAGCUUCAGGGAUUUGUGCAGAUGGUCCGCGGUGGUUCCGUUUUAUUGCGGCAUGCUGAUGACGUCCAUCUUGGCACUCAAAAGCGCGCCCAUGUCUCUCAUCAUCGUCAUGCGGAAUGCCUCGCCCCUGGCCGCUUUGGCCAUCGAGCGCUUCUACCCGGCCCCGUUGAGGAUCAGUGCCCCGAUGCUCUUCAGCAUCAUGAUCAUGGUGGCCGGCGCGGGCAUGUACGUGUCCCAGCUCCCCCACGAACACCUGGAAGGUGUUGGGUGGGUCCUGCUUAACAGUGCCGUGGCUGUCGGAGACCGGCUACUGCAGCGGCUCCUGCUUUCCAAAGAUCAGCAACCCGUCGACAUCUCAAGACCCGGCGUAAUCCUCAUCAACAACCUCUGUGGGCUUUUGCCGGUGGGUUUGCUUGUGUUGAUGCACGGGGAAGCUGCUCAACUGUCACAGGCCUAUGCGUCACUAAGUUCCUGGGGGGUCCUCUACAUUUUCCUGUCUUGUCUCAUCGGUGUGUCCCUCAGCUACACAGGGGUCUGGGCACAGAGCCUGAUCAGCGCCACCAGCUUCCUGGUCAUGGUCAAUGCCAACAAGUUCGUGAUCGUCGGCAUCGAAGCUUUCGGCCUCCACGCGAAAGCGCUGAGCCCUUUGCAGGUGGCUGGGGCCAGCAUCACCAUCCUGGGUGGGAUCCUCUACAGCAUGGAGCGCGAGGCUCUUGAGAAAGAGGAGCCUGGGGAGAAGGGGCCGCUGCUGCCGUCCGGGAAGCCAUGA
Messenger RNA from Symbiodinium natans, 987 nucleotides. Lineage: Eukaryota; Dinophyceae; Suessiales; Symbiodiniaceae. The record is from the annotation of a GenBank genome assembly.